AUGGUAAUACCAGCUUCAACGAAAUUUUCUCGAUCGUUGAGUGACCUGCGAACGUUAAAUAUCAAAAAGCAUGAGCGGAUUAUGGAUUACGAUGAAUUUCCACUGAUCAAUUUAGCUAAUCGCACACCAAAUCCCACAGAAGAAGUUCUGUUUGUUGUGAAAUUGCGGCCCGCUGAAAUACCUGUCCGACGAACUCGUCAUGCCUCGCUCUCCUCAGCCACUGCGCUAUCUGUCGGUUACGCCGAUCCACAGCGACUGAUCCAACGAAGUCCGCUGAUAGUGCGGAUGCAGAAUCAGUUCGCCGUUAAACCGUGCCUUGUGCAACUAAAUUCAGGUAACUUUUAA
Gongylonema pulchrum is the source of this 345-nucleotide messenger RNA. The record is from the annotation of a GenBank genome assembly. NCBI's taxonomy places the organism in Eukaryota, Metazoa, Nematoda, Chromadorea, Rhabditida, Gongylonematidae.